Molecule: messenger RNA, 555 nt
Organism: Monopterus albus (swamp eel)
Lineage: Eukaryota; Metazoa; Chordata; Actinopteri; Synbranchiformes; Synbranchidae
Product: C-type lectin domain family 12 member B-like
Exons: 3
Source: RefSeq, a predicted model, not a curated record
UUACAGACCUUUGUUCGUGUUGUUGCAUUAAGUAACACGAGUGAUGACAAAGAGCUGCAGCAGUUAAAAGACAACCAGACGACCCUACUGGCUCUCACUUCCAACCUGACAAACCUCAACAACAAGAUCAGCUCAGACAAUGAAAACUUGAGGAAAAACUACACAAAUCUGAGAGUCCAGUGUGACAACCUGACACAAGCCUCUGCUGUCUUAAAGAGCACGAUCACAAGCCUGACUGCAGAAAACCAGGACCUGAAGACACAGAGGAACAACUUAACACAACGAAUACAAAACAUGGAGAGAAACUCGAAUGAGCUCAACAUCAGUCGAACUCAGUGGAGCAUUGAUGCCUACUGCCCCAGAGAAAGUAAUGGAAGAAAGUGUAAUGCUUGUCAGAAAGGCUGGGAGCUCUUCCAGUCCAGCUGUUAUACAUUUAAUGACGCUGAGCCCCCUAAUCAGAAAACCUGGGAAGAAGCUCGAGAAGACUGCAGAGGAAAGAUUUCAGAUUUGGCUGUUAUAGAUAAUGACACUGAGAAGGUAAUGAAGAAAAUGUGA